Messenger RNA from Sphaeroforma arctica JP610, 254 nucleotides. RefSeq lists its product as hypothetical. The transcript has a single exon. NCBI's taxonomy places the organism in Eukaryota, Ichthyosporea, Ichthyophonida. The annotation marks the transcript as partial. The record is from RefSeq and is a predicted model, not a curated record.
AUGGGGGUGGAAUCAUCUUCUCAUGACAACCCCUUCUGCGGGGGAAUGACUAUAGGCUCCCAAGCCAACAUGGCCUUCAUUGGCUCCCACCAGUCCGCAUCAGGCAUGUACGGGCACACAAGGGUUAUCUCAAGUUGCUUCGCAAUAAUAGCCUUAGCCAGGACUCUGGGUAUCAACACCCAGGGCGGGUUCGCCCAAAUAUUCGGGCCAACCCAAGACGCCGCCAAAGCACCGCCAUCGGUAGAUGUCGAGAA